CCCUGGGGGAGGGGCACUCGAGGAGGGCGUGGCCAUAUUGGAUCUCGGGCUGGCCUCCGGCUCCGAGGGCGCGGCCAUGUCGGACUACGACCUGGAUCCCUUUGCCAGGCCGGACGUGCGCUGCCUCACUCUGACCGGCCACGUGGGCUUCGACAGCCUCCCGGAGCAGCUGGUGAACAAGGCGAUGGCGCGGGGCUUCACCUUCAACAUCCUGUGUGUGGGGGAGACGGGCAUCGGCAAGACCACGCUCAUGAACACGCUCUUCCACACCGUCUUCGAGACGGAGGAGGGCAGCCACUUCGAGAGCUGCGUGUGCCUGCGGCCGCGCUGCUACGAGCUCUGCGAGUGCAACGUGCGCCUGCGGCUGACCAUCGUGGACUCGGUGGGCUUCGGCGACCAGAUGCACAAGGACAGCAGGCCCAUCGCCGCCUACGUGGAGGCGCAGUUCGAGCGCUACCUGGAGGAGGAGCUGAAGCUGCACCGCUGCCUCUACACCUACCGCGACACGCGCAUCCACGCCUGCCUCUACUUCCUGGCGCCCACCGGCCACUCGCUCAAGUCCCUGGACCUGGUGACCAUGAAGAUGCUGGACAGGAUGGUCAACAUCAUCCCGGUCAUCGCCAAGGCCGACACCAUCACCAAGAGCGAGCUGCCCCGGUUCAAGAGCAGGAUCAUGGCCGAGCUGGACAGGAACGGCAUCUGCGUCUACCAGUUCCCCACGGACGACGAGGCCGUGGCCGAGAUGAACGCGCGCAUGAACGCGCAGCUGCCCUUCGCCGUGGUGGGCAGCACGGAGCUGGUGCGCGUGGGCGAGCAGCUGGUGCGGGCCAGGCGCUACCCGUGGGGCGCCGUGUGCGUGGACGACGAGAGCCACUGCGACUUCCCCAAGCUGCGCGACAUGCUCAUCUGCGUCAACAUGGAGGACCUGCGCGAGCGCACGCACCUCUGCCACUACGAGCUCUACCGGCGCUGCAAGCUCGAGUACCUGGGCUACCAGUGCGCCCCGGCCGUGCUCAACUGGCCGCCCUCGCCCGGCGGCGGCGCCUCCCCGGAGCCCGCGCACGACGAGGGGCCCCGCAAGGAGCUCCUGGGGGAGCUGCGCCGCAAGGAGCGCGAGCUGCGCCAGGUGCUGCUGCUGCGCGCCCGCGAGAAGGAGCAGGAGGUGAAGGAGAAGGAGCGGGAGCUCAACCUGCGCUUCGAGGAGCUCAAGCGCCUGCUGCAGGAGGAGAAGCGCAAGGUGGAGGAGAAGCGCCGCCAGCUGGAGGAGGACAAGAACGCCUUCCACCACCAGCGCGCCGCGGCCGAGGCCCUGCAGGCCAUGCAGGCGGCGCAGGCGCAGGCCAUGCAGGCCAUGCAGGCGCAGGCGCAGGCCAUGCAGCCCGACCCCGAGUCGUCGUCCUCGUCCUCGGUGCAGCAGUUCUUCCCCAAGUGGGACAAGGAGCGGAAGAAGUGAGGCGCGUGCCCGCCGCACGGGGGCCCCGGCAGCCAUCGGGCCGGCUCCGAGCGUGGCCGUUCUCGAAUCUGCGAUCUCUCGGGGAGCCUGUGGGGGGCAGAGUGUGGGCGGGCCAGCUUGUCCCCGGAAUGGUUCUUUCCCAGAAUCCCCCACGCCGCUCAGGCCUGUCUCUGACACCUUGGUCACUCUUCCGCGUAUGAAGUGGAACCCCGGGAUUGUCCUGAUUUGCACUUCUCUUAUUAUCGGGGGUCGCUUUCUGGUGGUCAGUGCUAGGGAUAAGUAAAAAUGCCUUUGCGGAGUUGUUCGUUCACACCCUCGAGGAGGGAACGGUUUCCCCCCUUAUUUUGUUAGAUCUCUACAUGUCUUGACUAUGUAGAAAAACUGUUUUUCCCCAGUUAACCGCUCCCCCUUUUGUCCCAGAGAUGUUGUUGAUGAAAAGUU
Sarcophilus harrisii (Tasmanian devil) is the source of this 1894-nucleotide messenger RNA. Its product is annotated as septin-8-like. Lineage: Eukaryota; Metazoa; Chordata; Mammalia; Dasyuromorphia; Dasyuridae. The coding region runs from base 77 to 1453 and encodes 458 amino acids. Gene Ontology annotation, cellular component: microtubule cytoskeleton; septin complex; cell division site. Gene Ontology annotation, molecular function: molecular adaptor activity; GTP binding; GTPase activity. The transcript has a single exon. The record is from RefSeq and is a predicted model, not a curated record. Gene Ontology annotation, biological process: cytoskeleton-dependent cytokinesis.